Molecule: messenger RNA, 3235 nt
Organism: Brachypodium distachyon (stiff brome)
Lineage: Eukaryota; Viridiplantae; Streptophyta; Magnoliopsida; Poales; Poaceae
Product: receptor kinase-like protein Xa21
Exons: 2
Coding region: 2140-3108 (322 amino acids)
Biological process (GO): protein phosphorylation
Molecular function (GO): ATP binding; protein kinase activity
Source: RefSeq, a predicted model, not a curated record
AGUUCUCAGUCUGGUAAUUAAGCAGCAAGAAGUUUUUGCUAUCAAUUGAUUGAUCCCCAAUCAGGGAAAGCAAAAGAGUUUCGAUUAUAAUCAAGGUCAAGAAACUCAAGUAGCAGAGAACCAUAUAAGUUGCACGCAUGCAAGUACAUAAGGCCGAUCAGAACUAUUUGUGUCCCAGCUGCUUCAAGAACAUAGAUGAAUCUUAGCUAACAUUAACAAUAUAUUCCCUUCUUUAUGUCUGAUAUUUGAUAUUUCCCUUUUUUAAUCCAAUUUUUUCUUCGUUUUGCCCAUGCAUAAUAAAUAAAGGAGACAAGCAUGAAGGUUGAUACAACAAUCAAUUUGCUUGUCAUGGUGCUGAUGGCUGCCCGUGCAUAUGGUAUCACCUGCAGCUCCUUGUUUGGAAAUGAGACAGACAUGUUGUCACUGCUUGAAUUCAAGAACGCAAUCAGUGCCGAUCCACAACAAGCCUUGAUGUCAUGGAAUGAAAGUACCCACAUCUGUAAUUGGGAAGGUGUUCGUUGCAGGAUGAAGAAUCCACAUCGGGUCACUACUCUUGACCUUGAGCACCAAGGUUUGGUAGGGCAAAUCUCCCCUUCACUUGCCAACCUAACAUUCCUGAAAACGCUGAUCCUGUUGGAUAACAGCUUCACCGAUCCCCCCUUCCCUUGGUCGUCUGCGUCGCCUACGAUAUCUCUUCCUUAGUAACAACACAUUGCAAGGAAGGAUACCUAGUUUCUCAAACUGUUCCAGUCUCAAGGUUCUUUUGCUGAAUGGCAAUCAUUUAGCUAGGGAAAUUCCUAUAGGUUGGCCUUCUAAACUUGAAGAUAUGAAUCUUUCAGCUAAUAAUCUUACCGGAAUACUACCUGCUUCUCUUGCUAAUCUCACAAUGCUGAAUGAUUUUAGAUGUUUAUUCAAUAAUAUCGAGGGUGUCAUACCGAAUGAGUUUGCGAAGUUCCGCAGGCUGCACAUCUUCUAAGUUGGAAUCAAUAGGUUUUCAGGGAGGUUUCCACAAGCCAUGUUGAAUCUUUCUACGCUUGUUGAUCUUAGCCUUACACAGAAUAGUUUCACCGGAGAGGUAUCGUCCGACAUUGGUAACUAUCUACCUAAGCUCCAAAGACUCUUUUUAGCUAGUAACUUCUUUCAAUGGCAUAUCCCCCCUUCAUUGGUAAAUGCUUCCAAGCUAUCCUAGAUUGACAUAUCAAGAAAUAAUUUUACCGGGGUGGUGCCAGACUCUAUUGGCAAACUAAGCAAACUUUAUUGGUUAAAUCUAGAGCUCAAUAAACUUGAAGCACAUGAGAAUCAAGAUUGGGAGUUUAUGCACAGCUUAGCCAGCUGUAGUCACCUACGAGUUUUCUCGUUAAAUGGAAAUGUUUUCAAAGGUCAUGUACCAUCUUCAUUAGGUAACCUUUCUGUUAAGCUUGAAACAUUGAACUUGGGAGCCAAUAAAUUAUCAUGGAGUUUUCCUUCUGGCAUCGAAAAUUUUCUCAACCUAAUUCACUUGACAUUGGGAAUUAACCAACUUACUGGAGUGGUUCCUGGCUGGAUUGGGAGUCUAAAGAAGUUACAAUCAAUAGAUCUAAGUGACAAUAACUUUACAGGGUUUAUUCCAACAUCACUUUCAAAUUUGUCUUUGCUAGGGAAUCUCUACCUAUCCUAUAAUAACUCCGAUGGUCCCAUACCCCCAAGCUUGGAAAACCUCCAAAUGCUUCAAGCAUUUUAUGCCUCCAACAAUAAUCUUCAUGGUAGAAUACCAAAGGAGAUCUUCAUAAUACAAACAAUAAUUGCAAUUGACUUAUCUUUCAACAGCCUCGAUCGAGUUCCUGUUGACUUUGGCAAUGCCAGAUAGCUCUUAUAUUUGUCACUUUAAUCAAAUAAACUAUCUGUAGAUAUUCCAAACACUCUUGGAAAUGUUGAAAGCUAGCAGUACAUCAUGUUGGAUUCAAACAUUUUCGGUGGAAGUAUCCUACAUCAUUAGUGAAUAUACGAGGGCUAAAAUUUCUUAAACUUUUAUAAUAAUAACUUAAGUGGGUCAAUACCAAUGUCUCUUGGCAACCUACAACUUCUUGAGCAACUAGAUUUGUCAUCAACCAUCUUGAGGGAGAGGUCCCAACAAAUGGAAUCUUCAAGAAUGUAACUGCUAUGUGGCUUGGGGAAAAUCAAGGGCUUUGUGGUGGGAUUUUGGAGUUACACUUGCAGGCAUGUUCUAUCAUGCAUUCAGAUUCAACAAAGCACAAGCUGUUUGUUGUGCUCAAAGUGGUAAUCCCAAUGGUCUUCAUGGUAUCACUUGCAAUGGUCAUACUUAUAUUAUUGUCGAGAGGGAAAAAGAAGACAAAAUCUAUGUUUUUGCCAUCAUUUCAUAGAGAAUUUCCCAAAGUUUCUUUCCUUGAUAUAGUUAGAGCAACGGAGGGGUUCUCACCGUCCAACAUAAUUGGAAGAGGAAGAUACGGAUCUGUGUAUGAAGGAAAACUAUUUCAAGAUGGAAAUUUUGUUGCCAUAAAAGUUUUCAACAUGGAGACGAGGGGAUCAACAAAAAGCUUCAUUACAGAAUGUAAUGCCUUGAGGGGUGCGCGGCACCGUAAUCUAGUUUCUAUACUAACGGCAUGCUCAAGCAUUGAUUCUAGUGGGAAUGAUGUCAAAGCUCUAGUGUAUAAGCUCAUGCCUCGAGGAGACUUACAUAGGGUACUAUACUCAACUCAAGUCUACAAAGAGUCUUCAGGUCUGAUACAUAUGACAGUGCCUCAACGGCUGAGUAUUGUUGUGGAUGUCGCAGAUGCAUUGGAGUACCUACACCAUAACAACCAAGGAACUAUUGUUCAUUGUGAUAUGAAACCAAAAAACAUUCUUUUGGAUGAAAAUAUGACCGCUCAUGUUGGAGACUUUGGUCUUGCAAGGUUCAAAGUGGACUCCGCGGUAUCACCUUCUGAUGACUUAUACUCGACUUCUUCGGUCGCAAUAAAUGGAACGAUUGGAUAUAUUGCUCCAGGUAUGUCUAACACUGGGAUUAAAUUACUCUUGGCAUGUGAAAUACAGAGUGUGCAACAGGUGGUCAUGUUUCGAUUGCUAGCGAUGUCUAUAGCUUCGGAAUUGUUAUACUUGAAAUAUUCUUAAGGAAGAGUCCAACCGAUGGUAUGUACAGAGAUGGACUGGACAUUGCAAAAUUCGUUGAAAUGAAUUUUCCUGGAAGGAUAUCACAAAUUGUUGAACCUGAAUUACUCCAAGAUCAACCUGAGUUUCC